Seminavis robusta is the source of this 1274-nucleotide messenger RNA. Lineage: Eukaryota; Bacillariophyta; Bacillariophyceae; Naviculales; Naviculaceae. The record is from the annotation of a GenBank genome assembly.
GAAUUCAAUUUUAAAAAAAACAGUCACGGAAGGAAGUUUCCAAAAGAUCCAAAGAAGCAAGUGCCCUUCGCUCAGAAGAGGGCAAGAGCCAGUAGACUCCUAAUGCUACUUCUACAAUCUAACUAAACUUUCUCCCACCAAACGAUCAAAUCAACAUGACAAGCAUGCCCGACACUGGUAAUGGCAACUUACUUUGGACUCUUGGAGUGGCUGGUGUGGUGGUUGGGAUUGGAGCCGCCUUGAUGGGAGGACGGAAAGAAGACAAGAAGAAAGAAGAAGAGUCUUGGGAUUCUCAUGUAGGCAAAGAGCACGGUAGUUUGGAGGAAAUCUUUCCGGAAAAGCUCUAUCGCUUGGAAGCUCCUGGAUGUGAAUAUGGUCCUCCCACACGCAACAUGAUUAUCUAUCGCAUUCUUCCCUCCAAGCAGACAGAAGACAAGCCUCGUCUCUUGAUCUUUAACGCCAUUGCAGUCGGAGAACACGUCCUGCAAGAUAUUCUGCAAUUGGGAACUCCCACUGUCAUGGUCAUCCCCAACGAUAUGCACCGAUGUUGUGCCGCCGUCUGGAAGAAGCGAUUCCCCGAAAUUUCCGUCGUGUGUCCGCCCAAGGCCAAGCCAAAAGCCGAAGAGGUAGUGAACGUGAGUUGUCGAUUGCUGCAAGAAUUGGCCAUGGAACCAGAGUGGAUGGAUUGGAUCACGGUGCGCCAUAUCGAUGGAUGGGUGGAAUUUGAAGAUGUCCUAGAAGUCAAAUUGAGUGAUACCAAAAAGGCCAUGAUUGUGUGUGAUUUGCUCUUUACCAUUCCCUAUCAACAAGAUUCGGGCAUGGGAGGCAAGUUCAUUCAGUGGUUGUUCGAUUCGAAUGUGGACAGCAGCAAUAACGACGACAAUACCCAAUUGACCAUUCCCAAAGUAUCACGAGUUGCCAGAAUCUUUGGCAUUGCCGAUUGGAAAAAGGCGGAGCAAUGGUAUCGAAACUACGCGGACCAGUCCGUCUAUGCCAUUCUAGUGGGGCAUGGUCCUCCAGUCGUAGAACUGGAUGCCACCAAGGGAUGCACAGACGCCUUGGUGGGGGUGGCAGAUCAGCUCGUCAAGCCAAGGUGGUAGCAAACUGAAGUACAUGUACCUGCAGUUCUCUAUAUAGAAAAGGACCGAUGUACGUAGCGAGAGCGACUGGAGCACGUUUGGUUUGAUUCUGCACCUUGUAUCUACCAUGGCCAAUGCAUCCUACUAGUUUGUAACAGGUACCAGUAUAGUGGCGUUCUUGUUGGUUUUAGAAAC